Penicillium alfredii is the source of this 1296-nucleotide messenger RNA. Its product is annotated as rRNA-binding ribosome biosynthesis protein RPF1. The coding region runs from base 1 to 1296 and encodes 431 amino acids. Gene Ontology annotation, biological process: maturation of LSU-rRNA; maturation of 5.8S rRNA. Gene Ontology annotation, cellular component: preribosome, large subunit precursor; nucleolus. The transcript has a single exon. Gene Ontology annotation, molecular function: rRNA primary transcript binding. Lineage: Eukaryota; Fungi; Ascomycota; Eurotiomycetes; Eurotiales; Aspergillaceae. The record is from RefSeq and is a predicted model, not a curated record.
AUGCCUAGAAAGGGCCAAGGGAGGCCGCCGCCCAAUUCUGGGCUUGAGAUAAAGCCCGCGAACAAGCUGCGCCGGCAGAUGCAGCAUAUCAAGCGCAAGAGGUCCAAGGACAGUACCCGACGGGCAGAGCGCUAUGCCGUCAAGAAGGAAGAAGCCAAGAACCCGAACCUCAGAACAGAGCGUCUGCGGCGCAAUGUGCCCCUGACCCUAGACCGGAAGCGAGUGUGGGAUGAUGCCGACAGCGACGCUGAGGACCACGGAUUGGGGCUGAGUGUCGACGUCGAGCGCAUCAAGCGCGCCAAGAAGGACGAGGAGGACGAGCUUAACCGGCCAUUGGAGGAUGGAGAGGACGAGAGCGGGGACGCGCAGUCAGACGACGGGUCAAUUGACAGUAUGAUUGCCUCGAGCGACGGCGAAGACAACGACGAGGACGAGGGCGACGACGCCGACCCGGACGACAGCCGCGGCCGAAGCAAAUCGUCGCUUCCCACGGCAACGGACCGGGCCACCAGCCCGACACACUCAACCCGCAGCACCAACCUGAACCUCGCACCAGAGGCGCUGGCAGCCAAGUUCCCCGCGCUCUUCUCGACGGAGCCACCGCCAACACCCAAGAUCCUGAUCACGACAUCGCUCAACUCGACGCUGCACAACGAAGCAGAGCUCCUGACAGACCUCUUCCCGAACAGCGUGUACAUCCGGCGCACGGCGCACCGGUACUCGCACAAGUUCUCGAUCCGCGAGAUCGCCAAGUUCGCCUCGAACCGCAACUACACCACGCUGCUCGUUCUGCAGGAAGACCAGAAGCGGCCGAGCGGGCUGACAAUCGUGCAUCUGCCGCACGGGCCGACCUUCCACUUCACCAUCAGCAACUGGAUCGAGGGCAAGCGGCUCCCCGGCCACGGCCGCGCCACCGACCACUGGCCCGAGCUGAUCCUCAACAACUUCCGCACCCCGCUCGGCCUGUUGACCGCGCACCUGUUCCGCUCGCUGUUCCCGCCCCAGCCUGAGUUUGAAGGCCGCCAGGUUGUGACUCUGCACAACCAACGUGACUAUAUCUUCGUGCGCCGCCACCGCUAUAUCUUCCGUGAGAAGCGCGAGACCGAAAAGCCUGUUGUUGGCACUGACGGUCAGGAAAUGAAGGGUGCCGAGGGAAUCCGGACUGGUCUGCAGGAAUUGGGCCCGCGGUUUACCUUGAAGCUGCGCCGCGUGGAUAAGGGGAUCCAGCGUGUCAGUGGACAGGAGUGGGAAUGGAAGGGUGGAAUGGAGAAGCAGAGAACCAAGUUCCAGCUUUGA